Sorex araneus (European shrew) is the source of this 580-nucleotide messenger RNA. RefSeq names its product signaling threshold regulating transmembrane adaptor 1 (gene SIT1). The transcript has 5 exons. The coding region runs from base 1 to 573 and encodes 190 amino acids. Gene Ontology annotation, cellular component: plasma membrane. NCBI's taxonomy places the organism in Eukaryota, Metazoa, Chordata, Mammalia, Eulipotyphla, Soricidae. The record is from RefSeq and is a predicted model, not a curated record. Gene Ontology annotation, molecular function: kinase binding. Gene Ontology annotation, biological process: regulation of T cell activation; signal transduction; T cell homeostasis.
AUGGUGCACUCCACGAGCCCGAGCCCGGAACCGCAGGGGCACCAGGCGCAGAAGUGCGAGUUCCUAACAAGGGGAAUCCCCACCGCCACGGACGCCUGGGGCCUGUGGGCCCUGCUCGGGGCCACGACGCUCCUGCUCCUCUUCUCGCUGACUGCGCACUUGUACCAGUGGGCGCGGGCCUGGCGCAGCCGGCAUAGGAGGCAGGAACGGUGCGGGGAGCCUGCUGAGGAAGCCCCCCUGUAUGGGAACCUACAUUAUCUGCAGACAGGACGCCUGUGUCAAGAAUCAGGACCAGAGCAGCCAGAGCCAAGCUCUGGAGGGCCCGAGAGGCCUGCGCAGGAAGGAACGUGCUACACCAGCCUGCAGCUGCGGCCUCCUCCUCGGGGCCGUACCCCCAGCCCCAGCGCCCCCAUCAAGUACUCAGAGGUGGUGCUGGACUCGGAGCCAGCGCCCGCAGCCGGCUCGGGUCCAGAGCUCGAGCUCUACGCUUCCGUGAGUGCCCAGGCCCGCAGGGCCCGCGCAUCCUUCCGCAACGAGGAGGCCUACGCCAACAGCCAGCCCAGCCCCAGCUGAGUGGCCC